Messenger RNA from Nematostella vectensis (starlet sea anemone), 2121 nucleotides. RefSeq names its product protein phosphatase 1D. Gene Ontology annotation, cellular component: cytosol; nucleus. The record is from RefSeq and is a predicted model, not a curated record. Bases 83 to 1330 code for a protein of 415 amino acids. Gene Ontology annotation, biological process: protein dephosphorylation. The transcript is spliced from 4 exons. Gene Ontology annotation, molecular function: mitogen-activated protein kinase binding; cation binding; protein serine/threonine phosphatase activity. Lineage: Eukaryota; Metazoa; Cnidaria; Anthozoa; Actiniaria; Edwardsiidae.
AGGCUCCAUCAAUUAUAAAAUAUACACAGUGCGCGGUUCUGUUGAGAUACCGCGUUAAUUGUAUUUGUUGUUUAGGAAGGGAAUGUCUUGGGGUGCAUCGAUAAAAGAAAAGGCGAAAAUGUCUCACAUUUUAUCCUCAAAGUGCCCCAAAGCCAAGAAAACAUCCCGACUUAUAUUGCGUGUGUCGAGCGAAGCUCACCAGGGAGGACGAAAAUGCAUGGAAGAUUUUACCUCGAUUCUCUUCGACCGUCAACACAUCGGCAAAGACAUCGGGCAAGCGUUUAUUGCGGUCUUUGACGGACACGGAGGAAGAGAAGCGGCCGUUUUUGCGCGAUCGAGGUUGUGGGAAACGAUCAAGAAACAGCGCGGUUUCUACUCGUCAGAUCCCGAACACGUAGUGAAAGCCAUCAAAGAAGGCUUCAUGGCUACGCAUCGAUCGAUGUGGAAAGUAUUAGAGAACUGGCCAAAGACCCGACAUGGAUUACCCAGCACAUCUGGGACAACGGUCACUGUGAUCAUCAUCAGAGGGCACAAGAUGUUCGUAGCACAUGUGGGAGACUCGGGUGCUGUACUAGCAUCCAAAGAACCUGGCACUAAACGUCUUGAGGCAUACCCACUAACUGAUGACCACAAACCUGAGGCCCCUCACGAGAAGCGGCGUAUUGAGGACCUUGGGGGAAGUGUUCUUGCAAGAAAUGGUGUCUACAGGGUGGCCUGGGAACGACCGGUUUGCCAUGGGCACAGGGGACCCAUGAGGAGGAGUACAAAAACUGAGCGAGUACCAUUUUUGGCAGUAUCAAGAUCUUUAGGUGAUUUGUGGAGCUUUGACUACUUCCGGGGCGAGUUCGUAGUGUCACCAGUACCAGAUGUAAAGGUAUAUACCAUCAACCCAGCCACGGACAAGCAUGUGAUCCUUGCCAGCGACGGACUAUGGGGUGUGGUGCAACCCGACGAUGCUGUGCGCUGUGUCAGUGACACUUUACGUAACCAUGACGACCUCCUGAGCUCUGACCUCUCACACAGACUUGUCUCCAAAGCGCUCUCAAGGUGGCGUGCACGUAAACUCCGUGCAGACAAUACAUCUGUAAUAGUUGUCUCUUUUGAGGAUGGCGGUGUUAAGCAUGACCCCAAGCCCACCCCUGAGGGUCUGGACAAUCAGACAGACACUGACACAGCAUCUGAUGUCACAACUGUAUUAUCAAGGGAAAGCUCAACAACAGGAAACCCACCAUUACAGGACUCCAACAGACCCCCUCUUGUGCGGAAAGUGGCUUUUUACUGCACAGAUAUUCCCCAGCUUCCAACUGUUGGAAGUACAGAAAACGUAUGAAUUUCUAUAAAAAGCCACAACAGAGUGAAUUAGAGAUAGACAACUAACAAUAACUCUCCCUAUUCUUCUGUAUGAAUUCUCAUGCUAACAAUGCUUGUGUCUGUCUUGAUAAAUACUUUCCAAUUCGGGCUGGUUCCCAUUGCAAUAUUUUUUAAAAAUCACAAUCCACAUAUUUUUGUUUGAUUGCAACAUUUCUCUUCUGUUUUCAAAAAGAUCCAAUACAAUUGUCCACAAGGGCUAUGUGGGGAUGUGGUCUUACUCAGGUCUUAUAAUAUUUUUGGUAUAGUCGCUUUGUGUGCAGUCACAUUUAAAUUUUAUUGUUAGUAGAGAAUGGGUUUAAAAGCUGUAUCAGUGGAUUGAAUCUCUGAUACAACAAGUACUUUCAAACUGUUUGGUAAUUGUAGUAUAGCUUGUCUGAUUUUUUUUGCUAUCGCCAUAAAAAAAUUUCAAUAGUUCUAUAAUACUCAGAGUACAGCUAAAUAUAAUACCCAGAAAAUGCAUUUCUGUUAUUUAAAACAGAAAAAAAACGUUCAUCAAGUCAGCAUAGCUCAUGUGCUUUUUUACAAUUGUACAUAUAUAUAGUAUAAAUAUAAAUCAUUGUACAGGUAUUUAUGCUUAAUUAUUUUGUGAGAAAAGGCAUAUGUAGAUUUUGAUCAAAUGUAUUGUCAAAGCAUUUUUUUAUGUAUGUGUUUUUGCGCACAAGAUCCAAAUGCAACCAGUUAAAACACUGGGGGUUUACCUCCAAAAAUAAUCCAUUUUAUUGUUAGGACAAUAAAUGUAUACUUGGUGUA